AGUCUAUGCCCUGUCAGGGCUCCUCUUGGAGCCAGCGUCAGAUCACUGAUGGAUUCUCCUUUUCCCCCUCGCUAAAGAGGUUCGUUCUUAACGCCUCUGGUGGUAACUCUUCGGUUGGGGAUGGCUGGGCCUGGUUUCAGUGGCUUGUGGCAAAUGCACGGGGGGCCACGGCGGAUAUUUCCGCAGUGGCGCAAUUACGGGGAACUCGGGACUGGCUUCAUAAUGUUUCUGGGUCCGUCGCUGGGACUCCCAAUGGCCGGAGGCGCUUCACACCUCGUUCUUAUAACUCCUUAUUUACUAAUGCCUCUUUGCCUCCUGCCCCAGUUUACCUCCAGUCCCCUUUCCUGUUUCUACUGGCUAAUGACUCCACCAAAGAUUUUCUAGACUGUUCUAAUGUCACCUGUUAUUUGGCCAAAUGUUGGAAUGCCUCUUGGUCCGUGGCAGUAGUGAUGAAAAUUCCAACCUUUGUGCCGAUUCCUGUUACUGCCAAUUCUGACCAUUUUCCUCUUGUCAAGCUGCUAAGACAGCGUAGAGAUUUUGGAAUUACGGCGGCUAUGGUUACCGCUGUUGCAGUUUCCGCAGCCGCAGCUGUUACAGCUGGAGUAGCCAUGGCCAGCCAAGUACAAACUGCUGCCACUAUUAAUCAAGUUAUUCAACAAACAUCCACUGUACUUGAAUCUCAAAGUAAAGUCAAUCAACAUAUUUUAUCUGGGAUUUUGGCUGCUAAUCAAAGGAUAGAUCUGCUUCAAGCUCAAGUUGAGGAAUUGUCUGAUCUGGUACAUUUGGGUUGUAUUGAUCAACGUGCACAUUUAUGCAUAACCUCUGUCAGAUUUAAUGAUUCCAGGAAUGCUUCUCGCAUCAUCGGAGAAUAUCUAUCCGAAACCUGGUCCUUGGAAGCAAAAAACUUGAUCCAGUCUCAAGUGACUCAGAUUGCUGUUUUAAAUAGCACCCGUGUCCAACCAGUGACUCUGGGUCAACUCACCAGUUGGCUGUCCUCUGCCUUUUCCUUUUUCAAGGAAUGGGUGGGAGUGGGCAUUUUUGGGACAAUGUGUUGCUUCGGUGUUGUACUUUGUUUGUGGCUCCUCUGUCGCCUUAAAGCUCGCCAUACGCAAGAAAAGGCAAUGAUUGUACAGGCUCUUGCAGCUCUAGAACAGGGUGAUUCUCCACAGGUCUGGCUUGCUCAUUUGAAAAUGUGAUUGGUUCCCAUGGAGUGGCUCCUUCAGUGUGUUUAUCUUGUGGUACCCAGAGACGGGCAACUUCUACGCUCAUGUCACAACCUAAGACAGGGGAACGGGGCCUCCCCAGAGACGGGUAAGUGACAUGAGGGCAGUAGACGACCUAAGACAGGGGCCACUUGAUUCCGCCUCCACUUUGCGAAAAACAAAAAAAGGGGGACUUGUGGUGAAGCCCCUGGCCCUGGAACAGGAAUAAGUUUCCUGUUCCUUGUUCCACAUGUGGAGGCGCGUACCACUGAAGCGUGAAUCAGCCUUGUGGGCUUCCUGUCAGCCUUGUGGGCUUCCUGUUUAUCUGCCCUCAUGAGAGCCUGGGACAGAUUGUACUUGCUGAUUAGUUGGCCCAGCUGGGCCUUGCAUGACCGACCUGCAAAACCUGACCUAGUUUGCUUAAGGCUGCCCGAGACCGCUUCCUGCAGAAUAGAGUGUGUGUGUGUGUGCUUAACCCUGAGUGUGGGAGGAUAUA
Messenger RNA from Marmota monax (woodchuck), 1698 nucleotides. RefSeq lists its product as uncharacterized. The transcript has a single exon. Bases 6 to 1196 code for a protein of 396 amino acids. Gene Ontology annotation, molecular function: structural molecule activity. NCBI's taxonomy places the organism in Eukaryota, Metazoa, Chordata, Mammalia, Rodentia, Sciuridae. The record is from RefSeq and is a predicted model, not a curated record.